AUGGCGGGCACUUACUUCGCCGCGGUGCCGGUGUCCUUCGCGCUGUUCGCGGGCCUCUUCCUCGCGUCUUUCCACUUCUCGUACGCGGGGAGCGUGGCAGACGACGCGUCCUUCGGGCGGAACGACACGUUCCCCGUCGCCGUUCUGCUGCAGCACUUUAACUUGGGAUAUUCGGUGGCGCUGCUGCGCUUGUCCGCCAUCCCGCUGUCAGGGCGUUCGGCCGAUUCGAACAACGUUUGGGUGCAGAUGCUGGCCCUUGGGCCGUGCGCCCUCGACGCCGCGCGGCGGCGUGUCAGCAAGGUGCUGCACGAUCACGACUUCUUCGGCCCGCGCCCCGCAUUGCAGGCGGAGGGGGCCGAGCUCGAGGGGACCCUCGUGCAUGUGGCGGACGCCGCGGACCUCAGCGUGGAGGAGGCUCAGCAGGUCGUUGCUAACGUGGAGAUGCUCCUCGGCGUGGGCAAGGGACCGACGACGAGAGCAACACGUUUCCGCAGCGCGUUCAUCGGGGUUUUGGAACAGCUGGUCCUGGACCACGGCCUCGCGCCGUACCUGCGCGGGGUGGCGUGGCUUCGCCUCGUCAUGGUGUGGGCGGUGUUGCGUUGCGACGACCGCAGCUGGCUCCCGCCCCAGCGCCUCGCCUUCGAGGGCGGAGGUCUGACGGGUAUAUUGGGGCGCGCGAAGAUUAGCAGAGCAGGGCGCAAGAUGCCAGAGAUGCUGCUCGCGGUAGUCGCCAGUGUGGGCGGGCGCCUGCGCGAGGCGAGCAGUCGCGAAAAGCUCCAGCAGCAGUUCGCCGAGGUGCUGCGAUCAGGGAAGUCCUGCGUGGUGCUGGACGAGUCGGCGGCCAUCCCGGACCUUGCGCGCUGGCUGGCGCCGGGGGCGACUUUUGUGGUGCAGGAAGCAGCGAGCGUUGCGGCCAAGACCAACGCGGCCCUCGAAGCCUGCGGCGGCGGUGUGGCGACGGCUCCCCAGCGCGACGAGGGCGAGCCAACUGGGGCAGCGACCCUGGAGAAAAAGCUUUCCCUCGAGAGCAAGGGCGCCGAGGGCGACGGCAGCUACCUCAUCGUGCGCGCGAGGAAGCGCAUGAUGGCCAGGAUCCACGCGGUCGGGGGCCCUGGCUGGGCGAGCACCAGGUCGCCGCUGAACUCGACCUACUUCGACGAUGUGCUGGGCCCGAAGGAAUAUGACCAUCGCACGGUCCGCCAGUGCGAGCGGGACGGGUGCUGCGCCCGCGUGCUGACGGGGCGCCGGCCGCGGCGCCUGCGCUCGCGCGAGGCGCCGGACUGCAGGGAUAUCCGCUUCAGGUACAUGUCCAAAAUGGUCGAGUGCGACAUGGAGAAAUGGCGCAUCCUCCGUGUGCUCGCUUGGCUUCGACACGCGGAGCGGGGCCAUCUCGGGGCCGCCCGCGGCGCCGCCCAUCCAGGGCGCCCCGCAGGGCGCUCGACCGCUGCAGAUGCCACUGGGCAGAGGCGGCAGAAGGUGGGCUUGGCCUGGUCGGACGGCGCCGACCUUUGGCUGCAGAGCGACUACCUCAGGAGACGGGCAGCGGGCGGAUGGGGCGCGCUCGCGGCCUCGCCCCCGCGCACCUUCUGGUCGCGAGUCGCGCGGGUGAACCGCCGAGGGCUGCAGUUGCUUGAGCGUGGGCAGGGCGACGCCGCGUUCAGGACCGCGGGCGCCGCGGCUGGGCCCCCGCAGCUGUGCGGGCCCCCCCCCAUCGAGAGCAGCCCGCUCAGAGAAGGGGGCAUCCACGUCGGGCGGGGCAACGGCAAGUGCCCAGCGAGCGAAUGGUGCAGCGCCUUUCCCGUCCGGCGUCACGGCGCGAAGGCCGCCAUCUCGCUCUUCGCGGGGUGGCUCGCGACGGAGCCAGAUCUGCUCGACGGGGGCAUCUACGGCGGGCGGGUCAACGGCGAGCGCCCGGCAGGGGAAUGGGGCAACGCCUUCCCCGUCAGGCGUCGCGGCGCGAAGGCCGCCACCUCGCUCUUCGCGGGGUGCUUCUCGAUGAGGGCGAUUCAGCAAGGCAUCCGGCAAAGGCCCAGUGCAUACCGACUGCUGCACAGCGCGGUGACGGAUUUCUUCUAUGACUCCAUCCACGUAGCGGUAUGGGACCAGAAGUUUAUGCUUCACCACUUGAUCGCCAUUGCGGGAUAUUCCACCAGCGAAAUCUCAAACGUAUUUGCUCUGGCCAACGCGGUCAACACUUGGGUCACUGAGCUGGCGCUGCUUGCGGUCAACGUCGUGUUCCUGCUGACACACUGGAGAAGGGUGAUGAAAAAACUUUGCAGUAAGGACAAGGACAAGCAGCAG
This is a messenger RNA of Prorocentrum cordatum, 2301 nucleotides long. The record is from the annotation of a GenBank genome assembly. NCBI's taxonomy places the organism in Eukaryota, Dinophyceae, Prorocentrales, Prorocentraceae.